This is a messenger RNA of Coregonus clupeaformis (lake whitefish), 7584 nucleotides long. RefSeq names its product mitogen-activated protein kinase kinase kinase 11-like. Gene Ontology annotation, cellular component: centrosome. NCBI's taxonomy places the organism in Eukaryota, Metazoa, Chordata, Actinopteri, Salmoniformes, Salmonidae. The record is from RefSeq and is a predicted model, not a curated record. Gene Ontology annotation, biological process: microtubule-based process; protein phosphorylation; positive regulation of apoptotic process. Gene Ontology annotation, molecular function: JUN kinase kinase kinase activity; protein binding; ATP binding. Bases 1171 to 4389 code for a protein of 1072 amino acids. The transcript is spliced from 10 exons.
GUGGUUCGAGAACGGGACGAGGGAAGACUGCUUAAGGAAGAGGGGACAUGAUAACAAAUGUUAAUGCAUCUAUUAUGAUGCUUUUUGGACAUUGAUAAUAACAAUGAGCUUGCCGGGGCUUGGCACUAAAGUAUCGUUACGCACAAUACAGGAUUUGUUUUCGGUUUGCGUUUCUUAAAAAAAAAAAGUAGACUCCUAAGCAGGUUUGUACAACUCUUCCUGUUGCGAACUCGGUGGUUAUCAAGUUCUUAUUGAAAAUACAUACGUGUACAAUUGAGACAUUGUAUAUCACAAUCGGGUAAGACAGCAAAUAUGGAUAGAGUUGCGCAAACGGGUGCGGGAUUUGUUGACAGAACGCAUAGAAGUUUUGGCCAGACACUGUUAUUCGUGCUCAUGGUUUAGGGCGAGUUGGUCAGCUUUGAAACUUGUCGUAAAGCACGGGGUUCGCAGGACUAAAUGCGCCUUUCCUGCUAUUCUUCUCCUCUUCUCAGCGCUUCCUGCUUAUGGUGGCCACCGCACUUAUUGGCUAAAAAUACAGAACUCAAAAUGGACAACUAAACGGAGUUGAACUCUUCCGUUGGGUUAUUAUUGUCCAAUGUUCUGGACUGGAUAUUCUACAACCACCUGAUGCUCAUUUUAGUAUGAUGUGAUCCAACCAGUGCUCUACACAGUCGUGGUUUUGCUAUAAUUAAAAAAAGUAUCCUUUAUUUCAUAUCUCAAGAAGCAGCACCUAAUCAUUGGUCAAUAUGGGACUAUUUGUGUUAUAGUAAUAGAGUAAUAAAAUGAGUUAUGUGCUCAAACCAGGCAUUGAGAAACCACACCACAACAGUCGAGUAGAAACGUGCUUUAUGGAGACAACUCUGCCUUUUUACACAUUGGCAGACUUGGCAGGACUGGUCACAUCCAUGGCCUUUGUUUGAUUGUUGCUAGCUCCAAUGGAAACAUAUGCAGUCCAUGUCAGGUCGCAUGAGAGACGUUAUUUAUCCUGUUGUCUUUGAACACGGUUGUGUUCCUGUUGGCCAGGCCUUUGAACAAAUUUCACUGGUCCCUGAUGAGCCAACUAGACAAAGACGAACGGGAGAGAGGCUCAAUAAAGUACAUUAUUGUACUUUAUUUUCAAAACCAUACAGAAUCAAACCCAGUGUCUGAACAUCUGCUCAUUGUGGCUCCAUGGAGCCGCUGAAGAACAUUUUUAGCCGUGGCCCACUGUCGAACUGGAAAGGUUUGGAUCAAACGCAAAAAGGGAACUUCACCAAUCCCGUGUGGACAGCUUUAUUCGACUAUGAGGCGUCCGGUAAAGACGAGCUCACCCUCCACAAAGGUGACCUGGUGGAAGUUCUGUCACUGGACUCAGAGAUAUCCGGUGACGAGGGAUGGUGGGCGGGCAAGGUCAACAACAAAGUGGGCAUCUUUCCCUCGAACUACGUCUCCUUCAAACCUCCUUCAUAUGGGAAACUGCAGGGCAAUGGAGUUGGAGUGGUUGGGGAGCUUGGGCCAGCCGUAGUGGGGGUGGGGGAGUUCGAACCCGAGGCCGUGGAUUUCAGGGAACUGAGCCUCGAGGAGGUCAUUGGGGUCGGCGGCUUCGGCAAGGUGUAUCGCGGUACAUGGAGAGGUGGGCUGGAGGUUGCUGUGAAGGCGGCCCGCCAGGACCCGGACGAGGACAUCAGUGUGACGGCCCAGAACGUGCGCCAGGAGGCCCGGCUGUUUGCCAUGCUCACUCACCCCAACAUCAUCGCCCUCAAAGGGGUUUGCUUAAAGGAACCCAACUUGUGCCUCAUCAUGGAGUAUGCGUCCGGUGGCCCGCUGAGCCGUGCACUGGCUGGGCGCCGCAUCCCACCGCACGUCCUGGUCAACUGGGCGGUGCAGAUUGCUAGAGGGAUGCUCUACCUGCACACAGAGGCCAUCGUUCCUGUCAUCCACCGUGACCUCAAGUCUAACAACAUCCUCCUGGCCCAGCCUAUGGAGAAUGAUUGUAUGGAAGGGAUAACUCUGAAGAUCACAGACUUUGGCCUGGCACGGGAGUGGCAUAAGACCACCAAGAUGAGCACAGCAGGCACAUAUGCCUGGAUGGCACCCGAGGUCAUCAAGUCCUCCACCUUUUCCAAGGGCAGCGACGUUUGGAGCUAUGGUGUUCUAUUGUGGGAGUUGCUGACAGGGGAGGUUCCCUACAGGGGGAUAGAUGGUCUGGCUGUGGCCUACGGAGUGGCUGUCAACAAACUCACCCUCCCCAUCCCUUCCACCUGCCCAGAACCCUUCGCCCAGCUCAUGGCAGAGUGCUGGGAUCAGGACCCACACCACAGGCCCAACUUUGCCUCCAUCUUGGUUCAGCUAACGGCUCUUGAAAGGCAGGUCAUGGAGGAGAUGCCUCAGGACUCCUUUCAUUCCCUACAGGAGGACUGGAAACUGGAGAUCCAGGACAUGUUUGAUGAGCUCAGGGCCAAGGAGAAGGAGCUGCGUUGUCGCGAGGAGGAGCUGAAGCGUGCAGCGGUGGAGCAGAAGUCCCACGAGGAGUUCCUGAGGCAAAGGGAGCAGCAGCUGGCCCAGUGGGAACAGGACGUGUUUGAGAGGGAGCUCAGUCUGCUCAUCCUGCACAUGAACAACCAGGAGAAGCCCAACGUCAAGAAGAGGAAGGGAACCUUCAAGAAGCACAAGCUGAAGGGCAGCAAGAAUGGAGAGAAGAUCAGCAUGCCUCAAGACUUCAUCCAUAAGAUCACUGUCCAGGCGUCUCCAGGGCUGGAGAAGAGACGCAACUCUCCCGAUCUGGGCACCGGCACCUCUCCCUCCUUCGGCCCACGCUUCCGAGCAAUCCAACUCAGCCCUAGUGAGAACAGCAGGGCGUUUGGUCUGAGCUCCAUGUGGCCCCUGGAGGCCCCUCCACACAACAAGCAGGCCAACGGGGACCGGCUGGGCCCCCACUGGAGGCCCCAGAGCCCAAAGAGCCCCAAGAGCCCCAAAGUCCUGCGCCUCAGCCCCCAGGAGAGCAGUCUUUCAAUGAGAGCCAAGCUUCUGGACAUGGACAGCAAUGAGAACGGAGAAUCCAAGGAUGACUUUGAGGAGUACAGACCCUCCACGCCUGCCCAAAACGGCUCCUUGGUGAAGGAGCCCCCAAGGCCUACUCUACCACAGGGGGACUCGGGCAGUGAGGAGGGGCUGGAGGGGGGCUCCCCGGCCGGCUCCCCCAGGCCUGAGCACCGCUCCCUGGGAGGCCUACUGAGGAGCACCCACCGGGCCCUACUGGGCGGAGGCUUCCUCCUGGCCUCUGUGGCCCUGGGACGACACCUGGACGUGCCCCACAUCCCCCCCAGGGUUCCCCCCCGGACUAACCCCCAGCCCCUGGACCACCACCACCUUCCGCAGGAGGUCACCAUCACGGCCCCCAAAAUCCCCUCCUCCUCAGACCCCCCGGUGGUGGAUGACCUUAUAACCUUCUCCAGCUUGGAGCACCUCCCCCGGCCCCUCUUCGACUUCCCCUGCGCCCUGCACGCCCCCGGGGUGAAGCCCCUGCCCCUCACGCCACCUCCGCCUCACCCACGGGAGAGGACCUGCCACAGGCACGCCCAGACCCCUCAAAGCCCUCAAAGCCCUCAGAGUCCCCAGACCCCCCGGAGCCCCUAUUACCAGGUCCAGAGGCAGGCUAGCCCAGCAGAGUGGGCCCCGUCCCCCCACCACACCAACGGGGAACCAGGCUGUGACGUCUGGGGCCAGGGGUCAGACAGGAGGAGGAGGUCCAGCCAAGGCCUGCUCUCUGCCUCUCAACUAGUCCUGGACCUCCCCAUGUGCCAGGACAGUCUGGAGUCCGAAGACAAUCCCUCGGCGGUCCCCUUCUCCCUUUUCCCUGACCCUCGCCUCUGGAGCCCCAAAACAUGCCGCCUGGAGGUCAACGUCAUCCCCCGCCCGCGCCCCUCCCCCAUCCGACCCCGCAUCGACCCCUGGAGCUUCAUCUCUGCUGGGGGCGGUGGCGGAGCAUUUGGUGGUGCCCGCAGCCCCCGGCGGUCAGAUAGCCACCCAUUGGGGUACCAGCCCUCGCCCACCAACCCCUUCACAAACUGUGACCCCUUCCCCUCCCCGGACUGCGACCCAUUCUCCCUGAGAGCCGACCCAUCGUCAGGCAUCACGCCCGACAUGCCCUCGCCCUUUGACCCCUUCUCGGCACCGUUCCCCACCUCCCGCUCGGCGCCCUGCUCCACUAACGGGUCCCCAACCCUGCCCACGUUCCGGGUGGCGCCCCUGAACCCGGCCGACUCGCCGCUUAUCGACCUGGGCUGGGCGGCGGUGUGCGGGGUCAGGGUCAAGCCCCUGGAGGUCACCAAAGAAAAGAUGCGACCCGGAAGGACUCUGGGACUCAAGCCCUUCAAGUCCCCCAUGCAACCCAGAGACGAUCGCUUCUAAACUAAACCCCCAACCCCGACCUUGCCUUUCUCAUAGACAGAGUUUUUACAGGCAUUUUUUUAAAGAAUGCGGCCCCCCGCCCCCUAAAUGGACAGAGUACAGGUCGUGUAUAUCCUGUGUUAGGAAUGAUGAGGAUUUGGAGUCCUUUUUAAAACAAAAAUGCACAUGACCCGCCCCCCGCUCCCCUUUAGGGUAAUUGUGGGAAGUGGGGUGCCGAAACAGUGGAGUGGUUUCGUGUUGCCUUAGAAACCAACCAGGAAGCUAAUCCUGCCUGCCAUCUAGCUCAGUGAUAAUGGAUUGUGGAAGUGGAUCCCUGUGCACAACAAACCAAUGUCUGAUGCCCAUUUUAUUUCUGGUCUUGUCUUGAGUGGUGAACCUACUUCAGAACCUAUUUUCUAUGAUUUGGCUUAAAUGUGCAAAGGACUGGGAGCUAAGGGAAGCUAGGUGCAAGAUGUGAGGAUGAUUCUGGUCUUACCCUUGACAAACAAAAAAGUCUCAAGCAUGUUUGUCUCUCUCUUUGCAAUAAAUAGCAUGUGGUGGGUCAAUGUGAGAGAGUACUCCAAGUAUGGCUACAGAGGUGCCAUAUCAUCCAAUCAAAAUUCCUUAGAAAGUCUCUGGAUAUUAAAGCCAAACAAACCCAGAACCCAGGCAUUCCGCCAGGAAAAAUAUAACAUUAAAAACACAUUCUCAAAAUGCGACUUAUUUAUUUGGCUGGUCGGCAGGUGACAAAGCAUGGGGAGACUAGAGGCGCCACACAGCACAUUCCGUUCAUGUGCCAAAGAAUGCGACUGCUUCGGCCAACAGUGUUAUACAUGUUCCCCCCACAGUACGGCAGAGUGGUAGGGCACAAAACUAUAGCCCCUCCCCCAUUUGUCAAGUAUUAUCUACCAGGAUUGGUUCUGUCCAGUCCAACAUGGGAAUACUGUUAAAUCUGAUUGGAUGAAAUCCCGGAAGUAGCGACUUAAAAGAAAAUCACUAAGUAUUACACUAACUUCUUAGUGACUAAUUGGCAUGUUAGAAGGGAAGCUACAGUAUAAUAGACUGCAAACAAAUUUGGGUAAGAUAUCCCCUCACAAAAACCGUGUCAUUAGAAUCCAAUGGCUGUUCCGUUCUAGGGGAAGAGAGUUUACCCAAGUGGCAAGCUUUGUGAUUAGUCUUAAUGACUGUGCUGACGAACCGGGUGAUAAUAUUAAUUAGCAUUGUGAUAAGGACAGGGUUAAUUUAUUAACAUGGAGAUAUUUGCCUAAUUGAUACAUUUCCCCCAACAUAAAGUUUAGACUAAAUGAGUCAGGAUCAUAAAGGGGAUUUAAGCAGCGCUGUCCGUUUUAUCGCAUCCACGGCAGGAGGCCCAUUUAAUGAGAUUCCAGAUUAUACAGAAGCCCGCUCCCUUUAGAGCAAUGCCUCAUUAUAAGGGCUUGGAAUUUUUCCUGACCAAAGGACAUGACCAGGGGCACAGAGUUCUUCCUUCCUGGUCAGGUCACUUGACCGGGGGCCCAGAGUUCUUCAUUCAUGGUCACGUGACCAGGGGCCCAGAGUUCUUCCUUCCUGGUCAGGUCACAUGGUCAGGAGAGACUCCUAACCUUACCCAUCACUCAGAUCCCACUUAUUCUCAGGUCAGGCAAACUGCUCCUCUCUUGAUCCAAAGAGAUUGGGUUCCGUUUUCGCUUCACGCCAUUGACUACUGACGGGACUGCAUCUCAACCUAUAAGGUGCCUCCCCUCUCUACCUCUCCCCCUAUGUGACGUGCACAUAACUACUUAGAGACCUAUCAUCUUUGAUCUUUAUCAUCGUUCUUACUGAGAUUUGUUUGAAGGGCAGGUGUGGCCUGAGACUACAGUAUAUGUCAACCCCAAAUCUGUCUGUCAUCAUUUCAUAUUCGAUAAAGAACAGAAAGUGAGAAUUCACUCCAGUAGAAGAUACAUGUACUAUGGAAUUUCAAUUGUGGUUCAAUGGAGAUAAACAGCUAGUGGCAUCGAUGUCUGAGUCUACAAGGGUAGGCCAGUGGUCUAAUCAUCACCAAAGGACAAGGAAAUGGCCAAGGAUGUUUCAUAUUUAGGAUUAUAAAAGUAAUCUGCAAAAAUGAGUUUUAUUCCCAUUCAUAGUAUUACAUAUUCGUAUUUCAAAAGGGUCCUCUCUAGGUUUAAUUGUUAGAUUUGUAAAGCAGCCAUGCAGUGCCCUGUGACACUCAACGCUUAAAUACACAAAAUGCACUCUUAUUGUACUGACUUAUGGUCCAACCCAACAGCCCACGGUGUGUGUGCAUGCGUGCCAAAAAAAGUAGUGCACUACUUUUGACCAGGGCCCUAUAUAGGGAAUAGGGUGCCAUUUAAUAUAGAUCUCCUCAGCUCUGGGCCCCUUGGCUUUCCCCUCUCCCAUCACAGAGUCAUCUAAAGCUGUGGCAGGUGUGUUAUUGCCUACAAUACUAAUCCAUACUUGAACCCUGCGCUUUAGCCUCAACAUACAAGUUAACAGACAACCCCUGUAACUCCCAUAGGGACAGGAUGAAACUGAGACUGAUGGUCGAAAUCGUCGCAAGAGCUUCAGUAUUGCUGCCUGUCCAUCUUUCUCGUCAUGUGUCAGUCAGUCUGUCUAGACACCGAGCCCUCAUAUCCGGCUGUUCUUCACCGUCUUAUCUGUAGACUUUAAUUUCCCUUAGACCACACGCUGUCAGUCAGAUGCGUCCAACCCCUUAAAGGUUAUAGUGUAGUACACAGAUAACCCAAAAGAGAGUUUACUCAACUUAUGCCUCUCUGAAUUGUUGUGAGGUUGUAUGUUUGCCCUACUAAGGGCAGAGUCACUAUCCACCUAAGUGAUGAUCUUGUGUAGAUUAUAUCAGUUUGACUAUAUUUUAUCAUCUUAGGUCAAGAGUCAGUGAUAGGUUUGAGGAGUGUGUUUUGAUCUUGACAAGCCAUCAGACAAACAGAUACAGUGGAAUCUCCCCUUCAUGUUGGGUGUCACACUACAAUGGUCCUUUAGUGAGAUUGAACAUUUACACUUUUCUUGAAGUAACUAGCUGUAUUUAUUAUGGAUCCCCAUUAGGGUGACAGACUGACUGACACAUGACGAGACAGACGGACAGGCAGCAAUGCUGAAGCUCUUGUGAUGAUUUCGACCACCAGUCUCAGUUUCAUCCUACUCUUCCUGGGAUCUAGCCAAAUUAAGGCAGUUAUACAAAUAUAAAAACAUUACAAUACA